UAAUAGAGGGAGGAGAGGGAGAGACUAAGAGAGGGAGAGAGAGGGAGAGAGAGAGAUGGGGUUUUUAGGGCAGAAGAUGGCGGCGAUGGUGGUCGUGGUGUGGGUGGCGAUGAUGGCGGCGGCGGCGAGGGGGCAGACGGCAGCGUCGUGCGCGUCGAAUCUGGUGCCGUGCGCGCAGUACGUGAACAAUACGAACACGCCAGCUGAGACGUGCUGCGGGCCGCUGAGGACUGCAGAGACGAACGAGACGUCGUGCUUGUGCGCGCUCUACAAGAGCCCCGAAAUCCUUAAAGCCUUCGGCAUCACCCUCGAGAAGGGCCGCGAGCUCUCCCGCCGCUGCGGCAUCACCAACCAGCUCUCCUGCGACACCGGAGCUCCGGCGUCUGCUCCUCCAGCUACUCCUGGAGGUGGAAGUGGAAGCGGGCAUAGAGCGUCCUGGUUUGGAAUCACAGGCUUGACGAGCUUGCUCUUCUUCUGGUGGUCCAUUUUGGCAUAGGAGGGGUAUCCUAUCCUAUCCUAUCUCCCAUCCUGACUGGAGAAACUAGCAGAAGGAUUGUUCCAUUAGAAUCGUUGUUUGGUCAUCAUAUUGUUGUCAGUUUUCCGAUUUCAUUUAUUUGGACUUGGGUGACGGGCUCACGGCUGGUAGUAAAUCCUGUCACUUGUUUGAUGAGCAGUUCCUUUGUGUUAUCCAUCUACAUCAGAGUAUAUUUGGUUUCAUGAUUUUAUCUUCUUGUCCUCAAUAAAAUAAUCAUCAGAACAUGUCCGGAAACUGGGAUUUGGUGUGCAAAUACUGCCGUAUUU
This is a messenger RNA of Phoenix dactylifera (date palm), 801 nucleotides long. Its product is annotated as non-specific lipid transfer protein GPI-anchored 7-like. The record is from RefSeq and is a predicted model, not a curated record. Lineage: Eukaryota; Viridiplantae; Streptophyta; Magnoliopsida; Arecales; Arecaceae.